AUGGCACAUAAUCAAGAAGUUAAUAAUUUGAAAAAGAUUUUUAAUAAAUUAAGUGGGCAACCUAACUCGUACUCUCGCAAAUCGUCGUAUACAUUUGGAAAGACUUUAGGGGCUGGAUCGUUCGGUAUUGUAAGGUAUGCGAGGAACAACGAAACAAACGAAGAAGUGGCUGUAAAGAUUAUUUUGAAGAAAGCUUUAAAAGGCAAAGUGGAAACGAUCACUGAUGAACUCAACUUGUUGCAGGAAUUACUGCAUCCCAAUAUAGUUGGAUUUAGAGAUUGGUUUGAAUCGAAGGAUAAGUUUUAUAUUGUAACUCAAUUGGCUACCGGGGGAGAGUUAUUCGAUCGUAUUAUCGAGAAGGGUAGAUUUACAGAGUUCGAUGCAUCAUUGGUUAUCGUUGCGAUGUUAGAGGCAAUCAAGUAUUUGCAUAAUAAGAACAUUGUCCACAGAGACUUGAAGCCAGAGAACAUAUUGUACUUAACACCGGCGGAUAAUUCGAACGUCGUAUUGGCUGAUUUUGGUAUUGCUAAGAGAUUAGAGAGUCCUGACGAGAAGCUAACCUCUUCCGCCGGUUCUUUUGGGUAUGCUGCCCCUGAAGUCAUUUUGGGUACUGGACAUGGGAAACCCUGUGACAUCUGGUCUUUAGGUGUAAUUACAUACACAUUAUUAUGUGGAUAUUCGCCAUUCCGAUCAGAAAAUGUUAAUGAUUUUAUUGAGGAAGUCAAGCAUAAUAAUGCAGUUAUAUUCCAUGCUGAUUAUUGGAAGGAUGUCUCUAAAGAUGCCCGUCGUUUCAUCAUUAAAGCUUUACAGUUUAAUCCAGAUAACAGGCCUGAUGCGGAAACAUUAUUAAAUGACAAAUGGUUGGUAUCCAUAGCAUCUGAACAUAAGGAAUUAGAUUUGUUACCUAACUUGAAGGAAAACUUCAACGCAAAGCAAAAGUUUAAGCAAGCUAUUGAAAUGGUCAAGUUGAAUAACAAGAUCAAGAAGUUGAAGGAGUUACAAGGUGAUGAUGAUGAUGAUCCAAAUGAAAUUGAUUUAUUUGGAGAAGAAGGUGCAGUAAUCUCAAGUGAUGUUUCGUCAAAAAAAAGUGGCUAUAGCGCUGAAUCUGAAGGACCUUUAGGUUCAUGGAAAGCUUUAAGCAAUGCUCUAGGGUCUAUAGAUAGUCGAAACUCGACUUCUUCUACGUCGUCCACUAGUGCGCCUAACAAAAAAUCAGAUUUAACUAGCGAUGCAUUCGUACAAUUGGUACAUGCAGCCACCAAGAACAAAGAAAGAGUAACCAAUUUCAAAGACGGUGAAGACUUAUCCGCCAAUUAA
Messenger RNA from Debaryomyces fabryi, 1317 nucleotides. RefSeq names its product serine/threonine-protein kinase. Lineage: Eukaryota; Fungi; Ascomycota; Pichiomycetes; Serinales; Debaryomycetaceae. The transcript has a single exon. Gene Ontology annotation, molecular function: ATP binding; calcium/calmodulin-dependent protein kinase activity. The coding region runs from base 1 to 1317 and encodes 438 amino acids. Gene Ontology annotation, biological process: cellular response to oxidative stress; protein phosphorylation. The record is from RefSeq and is a predicted model, not a curated record.